AUGUUACAGCUGUUUGUGACUUAUAAUCUCUAUGAGGAGAUGGAAGGCUGCUCACCACCCAGUUCUCGCAACAAGAGCAACAUGAGCGCAAGAGUAAGAUCAAGAUCCAGAGGGAGGGGAGAUGGUUAUGAGCCUUCAAAAGCUGCCUUACCUCUGGCCCAGCAAGAAAGAGAUGAAAGAUCCGAGGAGGAGUCGCCAGCUGAGAUUCUAGAUGUUGAAAAUAAUGAAGAGGAUGAAGAACCACCCAGAGUUCAAGAAGCUGAGAUGGAAGAUGCUGGCCAGGAAGAGGCUGCAGUUGAUGGUGGAGAUGGCCCAAAUGUGAAAGAGAAGGUUGUCUCUGAUCCAGUCUUUGGUAGGAAGCCAGAAGCAGGUGAUAGAUAG
This is a messenger RNA of Erinaceus europaeus (western European hedgehog), 381 nucleotides long. RefSeq names its product P antigen family member 4. The transcript has a single exon. Lineage: Eukaryota; Metazoa; Chordata; Mammalia; Eulipotyphla; Erinaceidae. The coding region runs from base 1 to 381 and encodes 126 amino acids. The record is from RefSeq and is a predicted model, not a curated record.